AUGACAGAGCCCAAAAAAGAAGCUAUUGAGGCAAUGUCAGAAUGUGGUCUAAGACCAAUGGAGUCUUAUAGAUAUAUGUCAACAAAAACUGGUGGAGACGACUGUGUAGGUCAUACGAUGAUUGAUCAUCUAAACUACUGCUACAAGUUAAAAAUGAAGCAAAUUGAUGGCAAGGAUUCACAAACACUAGUGAACAAACUGUAUGACUUACAAUCAAUAGAUCCUGAGUUCUUUUUCCGAGUAAGACUCAAUGAUGAAGGAAAAGUUGAGUGUCUAUUUUGGAGGGAUUCUAUGAUGAGAGAAGAUUACAAAAUAUAUGGAGAUGUUCUAGUUUUUGAUACUACAUUCAGAACAAAUAAGUACAAUCUCAUAUGUGCUCCAUUUGUUGGUAUCAAUAACCAUUGGAAAAAUACAAUGUCUGCUUGUGCUUUCAUUGGGGAUGAAACCACAUAA
Messenger RNA from Spinacia oleracea (spinach), 453 nucleotides. Its product is annotated as protein FAR1-RELATED SEQUENCE 5-like. The transcript has a single exon. The coding region runs from base 1 to 453 and encodes 150 amino acids. The record is from RefSeq and is a predicted model, not a curated record. Lineage: Eukaryota; Viridiplantae; Streptophyta; Magnoliopsida; Caryophyllales; Amaranthaceae.